AUGUUUCAAGGGUAUACUUUUCUAAUUAUCAAAUCUAAAGAGUUGAGUGACACAGAAGCUGCUCAGCUUGAGACAGUCUUGUGCAGACAUAACGCCACCAAAGUUUACUCCAAGGAUGAGUUCGAUAACUCCACCAAUUACUUUGAUCCACCAUCAAUCACCCACAUCGUCACCAAUUCCAUCGACUUUAUCGAGUAUUCACAAGCACAGAAAUCAAUGAUACCAAUUGUCACGCCAGAGUGGGUUCAUAAUUCGGUGAGCCAGAGCAUAAUGUUACCAAUAAAGUCAUACAAUCCAAACCCUGAUUAUUUUUUCAGAAAUUGCUUUGUUUGUUGUGCUGAUAAUUUGCCCCAGGGAGAUAAGGAGCUCAUAUAUGCUGCAGUACAAGCAUUUGGAGGUAACUACUUGGACGUAUUAUCCAAGUACACCACUCACUUGAUAGCAAUGGAUAUGACAAAUGAAAAGUCUAUCAUAGCAUCCAGUCUCAUUCAUGAUCCUAAUUGCAAAGAUCCAGUGAUGGAUAUUAAAAUUGUGUUGCCUCAUUGGAUAGACCAUUGCUUAGUAACGGGAAGAAAGCUUGACGAGAAAAAGUACACUCUCCCAGAUUCAGACUCCUUUGACAUGAAUGCCAGUGAUCAAGCAGGCGAGUUAUUGAAUGAGAUCAAAAAUGAUUUCCAUGUUCCGAUUUUGAAUGAUUCAGUGCCCUUAUCUUCCGACUCAUUCAAAGGAGUGGACUACUUUCACGGAAAACGCUUUUAUCUUUGCUCUGACUUUAAUUUAUCACAAAGACUGGCCAAUUCUAUCAAGGCUUUGAUUGAGAAACUUGGAGGUGUCAUUGUGUCCACAUACAGUGAGGAUAUCGACAUCUAUCUUGGAAAGUAUCGAAGCGGUGAAACUUACAAAAAGAGUCGUCAGAAUAAAAGAAUCAUUGUUGCAAACUUGCAAUGGUUAUAUUCGAUCAUUGUCACCAAAAAGUGGGUGUUGCCCCUGAACUCUAAUAUUUUAUACUAUCCACUCCCAUCCAAGCAUAUUGAAGAAUUUGAAAAUUUGAAGAUUUCCAUUUCAAAUUACAGUGGCGAUUCAAGAGCAUAUUUGUCUAGAUUGAUUACUUUGAUGGGUGCAACUUUCACCAAAACUUUGACUAGGGAAAAUGAUUUUCUAGUUUGUGCCAAACCUGAAGGGAAAAAGUACGAUGCUGCUAUGUCAAAAUGGAUUGGCAUAGAUGGAAAACCAGAGGUCCAAGUUGUUAACCACAUGUGGUUGGAAGAUUGUUUUAUUCAAUGGAUGAAACUAGGUCACUUCGAUGCUAAAUAUACAAAUUUUGGUAAUCUGGGUUUGGGGAUGGAGCCGCUUAUUGGUGGGGCUCAUUUGGAUGAUGAAAAGUUGGAUGAACCUACUGAGGAUAAUACAAAUGUCACUGGAAAUGUUGAUGACAGUAUGAGUGAGGAUGAAAGUACGCAAUCAAGAAAAAUAAUUCAGCCAACAACAUUAGCUAAAGCAAAGAGGGAAGUCACAUCUAGCGGCGACUUGAUGAAGUUUGCUGAAAACCCGACAGAAGAGAAUGAAGAUGCAAUCAGCAUCAAUUCUUUGUCUAGUAGUACUCCCAGUAAGUCCGACAUUAGUGCUGAAAUUGAUUCACCCAAGACACCAAAUAACUUUGUCGAGACCAAUGUCUCUCGCUAUGGGGGCAGAUCAGCUGCCAAGAAGGCAGCAGCGAAGUUGCACGAUAACAUGAGUGAUUUGAAUGCCUAUUUGAAGAUGUCGAAAAGUAGUAAAAAAAUGAAGAAUUACAUGAACGAGUUGGAAAAUACAGUGAAUCCAAAACGAAAGCAUUUACAAGAAACCAAUGACUCCAAAACUGAUACGGGUCUGGAAGGUUUAGAUGUGAAACGUCUUCGUACUGAUGAAUGCGGCAUCAUUGCUAUCAUGACAGGUUGUGAACAGGACAUUGAAUUAACAAAGAGCGAUUAUGCCAAGUUACAAUCGAUUGGAAUCAAAGUAAUCACCGAUUUGUCAAAGCACACCCCAAAUACUUUAAUCGCACCCAAAAUUCUACGAACUGAAAAAUUUUUGAGAAGCUUGAGUAAAGUUUGCCGAAUCGUUCAUCCUUCAUACAUUGUCAAUGUAUUGGCAAAUGCUGAAAAUAAUGGAGAUACUUUGAGCUUAUAUCGAAUUGAUGACUAUGCUUUGGAUAAGGUGAAUCCGUCAGCAAACACCGACUUGGGAGUCAAGAGCUUACAAACAUUGUUGCUGAAAAAGAGUGCCCGUGGGAACCUUUUAGAUGGCAUAAGCUUGAAUCUUAGUAAAAAUUUGAAUGGAGGAACUGAAGUUAUCUCGAGAAUUUUGCAAGAUCAUGGACUAAAAGAGUAUAAAGAAGUACCAGCUACACUUACGAAAAAAACGCCAAUUUGUAGCUGUAAGUACAAAAGCAAGGAAGUGUCUAUAUUGAUUGCUAACAAAACCAAGGACGUAAAGCUUGUCGCUAGCUUUAAAAAGAGCCACUCCAAUGGAGUCGUUUUGAGCUGGGAUUGGUGUGUAAGAUCGAUUUUUGCCAUGGAAUUACAAAAGUUUGACGAGUUUGAGUUAUAA
Messenger RNA from Lodderomyces orthopsilosis Co 90-125, 2589 nucleotides. RefSeq names its product Esc4p (gene ESC4). Gene Ontology annotation, cellular component: Cul8-RING ubiquitin ligase complex; nucleus. Gene Ontology annotation, biological process: double-strand break repair; DNA double-strand break attachment to nuclear envelope. Bases 1 to 2589 code for a protein of 862 amino acids. NCBI's taxonomy places the organism in Eukaryota, Fungi, Ascomycota, Pichiomycetes, Serinales, Debaryomycetaceae. The transcript has a single exon. The record is from RefSeq and is a predicted model, not a curated record.